AUGAGUAAAAAACCUAUUGUUUUGAAAUUAGGAAAAGACGCCUUUGGUGACCAAGCCUGGAAGGAAUUGGAGAAGAUUGCGGAUGUAAUCACCAUCCCUGAAUCUAUGACUAGAGAACAAUUUUUGCGAGAGAUCAAAGACCCUCAAAAUAAGCUUUCUCAGGUACAAGUCAUUACGAGAACUGCAAGGAGUGUUAAAAACACCGGUAGAUUUGACCAAGAGCUCGCUCUUGCUUUGCCUUCUUCCGUAGUGGCUGUGUGCCAUACUGGUGCCGGUUAUGACCAGAUUGAUGUUGAGCCAUUCAAAAAAAGACACAUUCAGGUGGCCAAUGUCCCCGACUUAGUAAGUAAUGCUACUGCUGAUACGCAUGUAUUUUUGUUAUUGGGUGCCCUAAGGAAUUUCAGCAUUGGUAAUAGAAGGUUGAUCGAGGGGAAGUGGCCAGAGGCCGGACCUGCAUGUGCAUCUCCCUUUGGUUACGACCCUGAAGGGAAAACUGUGGGUAUAUUGGGUCUAGGUAGGAUUGGCCGUUGUAUUUUAGAGAGAUUGAAACCGUUUGGAUUCGAGAAUUUCAUAUAUCAUAACAGGCACCAGUUACCUUCCGAAGAAGAACAUGGUUGUGAGUAUGUGAGUUUCGAGGAGUUUUUAAAACGCUCGGAUAUAGUGUCUGUUAACGUCCCACUGAACCACAACACUCACCACCUAAUCAAUGCAGUGACCAUUGGAAAAAUGAAAAAUGGCGUGGUCAUUGUUAACACAGCACGUGGUGCCGUCAUAGAUGAACAAGCCAUGACUGAUGCUUUGCGUUCUGGAAAGGUUAGAAGUGCUGGUUUGGAUGUUUUCGAAUUUGAGCCAAAAAUAUCCAAAGAGUUAUUAUCUAUGCCCCAAGUCUUAGGAUUGCCUCAUAUGGGUACCCAUAGUGUUGAAACAAGAAAGAAAAUGGAAGAGCUGGUCGUUAACAAUGCAAAAAAUGUGAUAUUGACUGGGAAGGUAUUAACUAUUGUUCCCGAAUUACAAAACGAAAGCUGGCCCAACGAUGUUAAACCAUUAAUUUGA
Saccharomyces paradoxus is the source of this 1053-nucleotide messenger RNA. It is a transcript of the gene GOR1, whose product is annotated as glyoxylate reductase. The transcript has a single exon. The record is from RefSeq and is a predicted model, not a curated record. NCBI's taxonomy places the organism in Eukaryota, Fungi, Ascomycota, Saccharomycetes, Saccharomycetales, Saccharomycetaceae. Gene Ontology annotation, molecular function: glyoxylate reductase (NADPH) activity; NAD binding; hydroxypyruvate reductase [NAD(P)H] activity. Bases 1 to 1053 code for a protein of 350 amino acids. Gene Ontology annotation, cellular component: cytosol.